Oryzias latipes (Japanese medaka) is the source of this 8540-nucleotide messenger RNA. RefSeq names its product mitogen-activated protein kinase kinase kinase 11. The record is from RefSeq and is a predicted model, not a curated record. Gene Ontology annotation, molecular function: JUN kinase kinase kinase activity; protein binding; ATP binding. NCBI's taxonomy places the organism in Eukaryota, Metazoa, Chordata, Actinopteri, Beloniformes, Adrianichthyidae. Gene Ontology annotation, cellular component: centrosome. Gene Ontology annotation, biological process: positive regulation of apoptotic process; microtubule-based process; protein phosphorylation.
AAAACAUUGGGGUUUAAUACAUUUAAAAUGUUUCAAAAAUCAAAUUAGUUCGAAUUUCCUUUUGGUUUUGAAGUUGUUCAACAGGAAGCGCUUUUAUUUUGUUAGUUGACCCGGAAGUUGCGUGCUUCUGAGCGGAAGCUUGGCGGUUGGCGGUCAUCUGACGACUCUUUUCCUGUUGGGACAGAAAAGUUUUGAAACCCCACCCUCCGCGCUGCCUGUGUGAGCACCGACGUGAAGUGGGUCGAGUAUCUGGCGGCGGAGAGCUGCCCGAGCCGGAGGAACGUGAUUGGAAGCUACGAUGGAUCUGCCGCGCUCUGCGGACGUCACCGGGACCGACUGGAGCUCCGAGCCGCACCGGACGGUGCGCUGAAAGCCCCACACCACCGACACAGAGAGAGAGAGAGCUAACGGGAUUCGGUUUGAGGAGCCCUUCCUGUUCCAAAGUCUGCGUGUUUUUUUUUUUUUUUUUUUUUUUAGCGCUUUAAUCUCAGCGUGGAACUGCCCGUCAUGGGGGGCGCGUGGAGCCUCCGCCUCAGAGGGACGCGGGGUUUCCUUACGGGGUCCCGGAGCGCUCACGCGCACUUGCUGGAUGUUGGGUCUCACUAACUAAGGCUGGCUGGCUGGCUGGACAGAAGGCUCCUUUCCUGCCAUUCUUCUCCGCCUCGCGGCGCUUCCUGCCCGCGGUCACCGCCGCAUUUAAUGGCUACAAACCCAGAGAUCCCCGCAAACGGACAGAUGGGUGUUUGGGGUUGCUGUAGCAACAUUCACAGGUGUUUAACCCCUCUAGUUGUGUCUAAAUAAGAGCCCAACAGGUGGCAUUGUGGAUGAAAAACUUCAUAAGGAUAGAGGAGAAGUGGAAGGAUGUUUUGCUCAUGUGUUAGAAAGCUAUCACUCCCACAGAUUGCUUGUGUUCAUUUUGAAAGGAUUAAGUGUGAAACGUCUCCUCUUAAGAUCAUGGAGAGGUUGGAAAAAGAGUUGACUCUCCGCUGUCUUUGACGCCACUCCUGUCUGUCCAAAAUUUGCACACAUUUCUUUGGUCCCUGAUGAGCCAACAAGAAAGACAGGAAAGGGAGCGAGGCGUCAUAAAGUACUCCUUUGUACUUUAUUUUCCAACCCCCGGUGUGCAAAGUCAGAUCCAGUCAAAACAUCUGCUGGAGGCUCCAUGGAGCCGCUGAAGAACAUAUUCAGUCGCAGCUCAUUGUCGAACUGGAAAAACUUGGAUCAGUCGCAAAAGGGGAACUUCACCAACCCUGUAUGGACGGCCUUGUUUGACUAUGAGGCGUCUUGUAAAGAUGAGCUCACCUUGCGCAAAGGUGACCUGGUGGAGGUGCUUUCUCUGGACUCUGAGAUUUCAGGGGACGAGGGCUGGUGGGCAGGUAAGGUCAACAACAAGGUGGGCAUCUUCCCAUCCAACUAUGGCUCCUUCAAGCCCAGUGGAUACGCCAAGCUCCCUAGUAGCGGUGUGGUUGGCGAGCUCGGCCAGGCCGUGGUGGCCCAGUUUGAACCUGCGGACGUGGAUUUCCGGGAGCUGAGCUUGCAGGAGGUGAUUGGGGUCGGGGGCUUUGGGAAAGUGUAUCGCGGUACAUGGAGGGGCGAGCUGGUGGCAGUGAAGGCGGCCCGUCAAGACCCCGACGAGGACAUCAGCGUGACGGCCCAGAAUGUGAUGCAGGAGGCGCGCCUGUUCGCCAUGCUCACCCACCCCAACAUCAUCACCCUGAAGGGGGUCUGCCUGCAGGAACCCAACCUGUGCCUCAUCAUGGAGUACGCCUCCGGUGGGCCGCUGAGCCGAGCGCUGGCCGGCCGCCGCAUCCCGCCCCAUGUCCUGGUCAACUGGGCUGUGCAGAUCGCUAGAGGGAUGCUGUACCUGCACAGCGGGGCCAUCGUCCCCGUCAUCCACCGGGACCUCAAGUCCAACAACAUACUCCUGGCUCAGCCCAUAGAGAAUGAAUGUAUGGAGGGUCUGACCCUGAAGAUCACCGACUUUGGCCUGGCCAGAGAGUGGCACAAGACCACCAAGAUGAGCACUGCUGGCACCUACGCCUGGAUGGCCCCUGAAGUCAUCAAGUCGUCCACGUUCUCCAAAGGCAGCGACGUCUGGAGCUAUGGCGUCCUGCUGUGGGAGCUGCUGACAGGAGAAGCGCCCUACAGAGGGAUCGACGGACUCGCUGUGGCCUACGGGGUUGCUGUGAACAAACUCACCCUGCCCAUCCCCUCCACCUGCCCCGAGCCCUUCGCACAGCUCAUGUCAGAAUGCUGGGACCAGGAUCCUCACCGAAGGCCCAACUUCAGCUCCAUCCUGACGCAGCUGACGGCGCUGGAGGAGCAGGUGAAGGAAGAGAUGCCGCAGGACUCCUUCCACUCCCUCCAGGAGGACUGGAAGCUGGAGAUUCAGGACAUGUUUGAUGAACUGCGGUCAAAGGAAAAGGAGCUGCGGUGCCGCGAGGAAGAGCUGAAGCGAGCCGCUCUGGAGCAGAAGUCCCACGAAGAGUUCCUGCGGCAGCGCGAGCAGGAGCUGGCGCAGUGGGAGCAGGACGUGUUCGAGCGCGAGCUCAGCCUCCUCAUCCUCCACAUGAACCAGAACCAGGAGAAGCCCAACGUCAAGAAGAGGAAGGGCACCUUCAAGAAGCACAAGCUGAAGAGCAAGAACGGCGAGAAGAUCAGCAUGCCUCAAGAUUUCAUCCAUAAAAUCACAGUGCAGGCCUCCCCAGGCCUGGAAAAGAGGAGGAACUCUCCGGAUUUGGGUUCGGGCUCCUCGCCUUCCUUCGGCCCACGUUUUCGCGCAAUCCAACUCAGUCCCAGCGAGAGCAGCCGGACGUUUGGCCUCAGCCCCGUCUGGCCUUUAGAGGCGCCCUCGCUCAAACAGGCCAACGGAGACCUCAGACUGAACACCCACUGGAGGCCCCAGAGCCCAAAGAGCCCCAAAAGUCCUAAAGUGCUCCGGCUGAGCCCGCAGGAGAGCAGCCUCUCCAUGAGAGCUAAGCUCCUGGAGUCAGACAGCAAUGACAAUGGAGACACCAUGGACGACUUUGAGGAGUACCGGUCCACUACGCCGACACCCUCCUUCGCUCAAAACGGCUCCUCCGUGAAGGACAGCCUGCGGCUCCCUCCCUCUCAGGGAGACUCGGGGAGUGAGGAAGGGGGUUAUUCCCCGGCUGGCUCCCCCAUGUCAGAGAGGAGCGCUCCGAGUGGCGUGGUAAAGAACACGCAUCGGGCUCUGCUCGUCUGCGGCUCUCUUCUGGCGUCUGUAGGAGUUGGCCGAUGCCUGGAUGUUCCCCCCAGGGUGCCCCCACGAACCAACCCGCCGUCGGAGGACCGCACACUCUCUGAACUUGACAUCUCCCACCCCAAGCCCCUAAUUUCCGAUCCCCCAGUUGUGGACGACCUCAUCACCUUCUCCACCUCCGAGCCCCUCCCCAGACCGCUGCCGGACUUAGCCCUGCAGUACCAAGAACUCAAGCCCUUGCCCUUGACGCCGCCUCCGCCAAACCCCCGCGAGAGGGCCGGUCCCCGGACACCGCGGACGCCGCACAGUCCACAGAGCUCCAUCCAGCAGGACAGGGCCAGCCCUGGAGAGUGGACCGCCAGUUCUGAUUCCAGCAACGGGGAGCUGAGCAGUGACGCCUGGGGGCACAGAGCUGACAGGAGGAGGAGGUCCAGCCAUGGUCUGCAUGCGUCUCAGCUAGAACUGGACUUGCCCUUGUGCCAAGACGCACAGGACUCGGAGGAGAAGUCUCUGGUGCCCUACUAUCUCCACCCCAGCCCCGCCCUGUGGAGUCCCAAAACCCGCCGCUUGGAGGUCAGCGUCAUACCCCGGCCUCGGCCGUCUCCCAUCCGGCCUCGCAUCGACCCCUGGAGCUUCAUCUCGGCAGGCGGCGGGCACGCGGCGGGCGCUCAAAGUCCCGUCCGCUUGGACAGCACCCUGAUGGGAUAUCAGCCGUCACCCACAAACCCCUUCACCAACUGUGACCCCUUCCCGUCCCCGGACUGCGACCCCUUUGCGCUCAAAGCAGACCCCGCAAGCAGCUCAGAAGUGGUGACCCCCUUUGACCCUUUCUCCACUCCCUUCCCCACCUCCCGCUCCGCCCCCUGCUCUGCCAACGGCUCCCCCACGCUGCCGUCGUUUCGCGUGGCCCCCAUCAACCCGGCAGACUCCGCCCUCAUCGACCUCAGCUGGACGGCCUGCGGCAGGCCUCUGGAUACGACCAAAGAGAGGGCUCACCCCCGCAGGACUCUGGGGCUGAAGCCCUUCAAGUCGCCCACUCAGCUCCCAGAUGACAGGUUCUGAAAACUGCCCCCCCCCAGAUCACUCAUCAGGGAUAUUGGGAACUGCAGCUUUUUAUUGACUGUGAGGAGCAGCCUGAGUUUAAACACACAGAGGCAGCCCGCUGGGGGGGCUGCCCUUGGGGGGGCACCAGCCUGGUUGGCACUGGAAAGCCAGGGGGAUUGUGGGACAGCUGCCCAUGAACUGAUAGCUGGUGCCCGUUUCCUCCUCUUUGAAGGAGCAGCGUCGGAUCACACAAGCCCCCUCCUCCUGUUCCAUUAGCCGCCACCCAUCAGCUGCUUUCACCCCCCCCCCCCCCCCCCACACACACACGCCUCUGAAGCAUCGUGACAAUGCAGAGGUGGAUGAGGCGGCUUGCACAGCUUCCCCCGCCUCUGCCUCUGCAGACUGAUGACAGAAAAGCCAGUGUCUCAUUUUGUGAAGUGUUUUCAAUAUCUGUCUCCUCAAGCUUCCUGGUUACGGCGCCCCCACAGGCGGCUCUGGGUUCUGCAGAUCAGUUUAGCGCGGCUGCGUCUUCUGGCUGUGCGUGUGAGCGUGCACGAUUGUCUAGACCCCUUGUCAUAAAGUUUUUUUUUUUCUUUUUUCUGUUGCAUUGUGGGAGAAGGGAGAGGUUAUUCCAGGCGGCUGGUGAAACUCAGGACUUAAACCGUGACCCAGGCAUUCCAUCCGCCAGCAGAUAACAUUCCAGUCACAUUCCCGGGGAAAUGCCAGGGGUCGGACAGACGGCGACGCAGCGCAGGAAACGGGCCGGGGAGCCCUCUGCUCCCCGCUCACGCGCCAAAGAAAGCCACUGUGAUCGUGUGAGAGCUGAGACAAAGGACGCUCACAAACCAGCGCUGUUUUACCUCCACGGAGGGCCAGGCCAAGAUUUGAACAGGCAAACUCUAAACUACGCUUUUUCUGGUCAUCGUUUUUUAAAAUAUUCCACUUUCUGUUCCGGGAAGUCCCAGGUUUUGGAGGUAUGAGGGCGUGAAGGAGCUCCCUCAUCUCUGCUUAGGUUCUCAGCUUUGUAGAACAGUUGAAUUGGCAAAGCACUCUGGGUAAUGGAUGCUGUUUUUGCAGCUGAUCAGAGAUCGUCUUGGCCUUUCCCAGAGCUCCGUCUCAUCCAGUCAGCCGUGGAUUUGCUUGAAUCUUAAUUAAAGCGCCACGAUGACCCCAGUAAUCCCGUCGGUGAACAGCGGAGGCCGAUGGCGACGAUGAGGCGGAGUCACAAAGCGUCCAGAUGUAAAUGAAUUAGUCCUGAAGGGCUCUCACGGCUCAUGUUCAGGGAUGAGAAACAGCUCUGCACCAACUAUCUGGUGUGCCGAGGUCCAAAUUUGGGGUUUUCUGUUUAGAAGCAGCCUGAAGGAGGCAGAGGAUAUUUGCACAUGUCGCUGAGUCGUGGAGAAAUUCAGUUCCGAGUCCGACCCAAACCCACAGAGGGCGAAAGCCGUCAGCCCCAGGACCACAGAGCCGCCGUCACUCCCCCCCCCCUGCAGCUCUGUGAGUUAUUGCGCCGUCUCCUCAUGUCAACACGGAGACACCAGAGCCACCGGCUGAUAGUCAUUCCACUCCACCGGCUCUUGUCGUCAGGAAAAAAAAGAGCCUGCGGUUACACCGCCGGCGCAUCGGGGAAGGUGGGCUGAUUGAAACCUUCAGCAGACGCUGAAGCAUCCUCUUCAUCCUGCCUUUCGCCGCCCGUCUGGGAUCCAAUUCAAACUUUGCUCAAACGCGCUGUUGAAAACUUUGCCGUCUUUCAUUUAUUAGAUGACAGAUUCAAAUAAUACUUGCCAAACCAGAAGUCUCCUGUGCUCCUCACAAACUAUCAGUCCUCCUGUGGUCGGGGAGUCGACCGUCUCUCCUUCGAGGCACUUUAUUUUCUCGAAAGUCUGCCAAAGGCGGGGGGCGUUUCUCUGACGAGCGUUCUGGUUUGAGAAGGCCGCCAGCUGUCCGCCCGUCCGCCUGAACUGACGGCCGCUUCUCCGAUGAAGAGGUCCUGAUGGGAGUUCUGAUCUGGCAGCGUCCAAACCAACCCGGCACAGUUUCAUCCAGUGCAGCCGCUCACUACGCACAGUCGACGUUUUACUGACAGAUUCCAAAACUCAUUCAGUGUGGAGUCAUGUUCACAUUUCUCCUCCAAAUCCACUGUUAUUUAGUCAAAGAAGGUUUAGAAUGAGGAAAUCACAGAAAAGCUGCCUUCUGCCUCAAAAGGGAAGAUCCAAACGGAGCUGGAUGAAGGUGGUUGAUUCCACCGCCGCGUCAAAGCAGCCACCGGGAAAAUGACAAAGAGGCGGCGGAGGCGACCAAAGUCAAUCAAAAAGUUAGUGAAGGGGAGCAAAUUUCGCCUUGUCGGGCCACUGAGGAAUCAAUCCCGCGCCGUGUGGUGGGCGGAGCUUUAUUCCCGCAGCUGUCACCCCGUUUAGCUCUGAUUGCUUCUGCUCCAUUAAGAGCCUGCUAGAGACACGUCUGGUUUCCAGUUAGCUGUUGAGGCCAGACGCUUGGUCUGCCCCGCAUGGAGCCCAAAGACCUGCACAGACCAGAACCAGCGACUAAAUCUGACCUUCCACUGACUCCGCAGGAAUCCGUGGACAAAAGCCAGGCUGGCGCACGCCGUGGCCGGCUCUGCUCGCUCUGCAACCGUGAAUAUUUUUCUCCAUUCUUUCGGCGCGCGUGCAUCCAAGGUCACCAUCUGCUGUCGGUCCGUUUUCUUCUGUCCACCCAGUCACAAGGAAAACUAAAUGAAUAGGAGAGGCGAUUGGAUUCCAGGGCCACAGCGGAGAGCCGGCGCUGUGUUUAGAAAAUAAACAUGGAUUUCUGGGAGGUUAUUAAGUCGGAGGCCCAAGUUUGCGUCCCUCCCUGCUGGAGACGGCACACUGCCGCCCCCUCCCUCCCUCCUUGCUUGGAUUAUUGUUCCGUCUGGCUAUUGACACUCCAAUUACCUGCUGAUCUUCCCGGAGCAGAGGCCGUUCAGUCUGUACGACUCUGUCUGGAGUGUCCGAUGAGUUUGCUGCAAAUCAAUUGCUUGAGUAAACCACUCUUGAGUCUCAAAUAUGGAGUUUGCAAAAUGAUUUUGUCGUCCUCCCCCUGCAUGGGAUUAAAAAUAUAUUUUUUUUAUUAAAAAGGCGUCUCUUAAUCUGUCCACACGCGGCCUCACUGUUUUAAAGCUGUUUCAGUAAAGGCCUACAUCGUGUGGGAGUUCACUGAAUGACGUGAGGACAGAUUGAAGCCAGUAAGGACUCUCCCACCAAAGCCUUUGCAGUUCUCUUGUCUGCCAGAAGAGGGCGCCUCACAAAACCAGAAGAAGUGACUAAAAAGGUGUUGUUGUUGUUUUUUUACUGCAUCCGCGCGGUAGUUUGACCCCCGCCUGCCACCAUCCUGCAAUCACUGCACCUCUGGAAGUGUCGGGGUCAAACUGAAAAGGCAAAAAGGUUUUUAUUUCGGCUGAGCGUCAGAUCCAGAGGAGCCGAUUUGAUCAAAGCUGGAGAGCGUUUGGCCGUAGGUGGUCUCUUCUCCGGCAGCUGAUUGGUUGCUACAAAUCCCCACAAGUCCCUUCUGUUGUGAUGUCCUGCUCUCACUUUUACAGCACUGUGACCCCCCCCCCCCCCCACACACAGCUUUAGUCUUCUUAAACACUGGAUUCAGCCGAUCAGGAGAAGGUCUCCGUUCGGACGCUAGACGGAUGGGUUUGCUUGAGAGCCUUUCACUGGAGUAUUUAAGUCGCCCUGUUGCCUCGCCGUUCACUUAACGCCCCCCCGCUUUGACCGAAUCUGUGCUGCAGUUUCAUCUCUGCAGUGAAAAAAAGUUCAGAGCUCUGUUGCUAAAGCGCCGCCUGAUGUUCCCAACGGCACCUGAACUGAACUUUCAAAAAAGGUGUUUGUAAUGUAAAGGAGCCAAGCGUGCCCCCCCCCCAACCUGUGCGGGGGUUCAUGCUCCUGCUGGAAGUGAUUUGGUUUCUCUUAUUCCAUCUGCGUGGACGCCGUCAUUUGCCGCCAGCGGCUGCUCCCCUCCCCCUCCCAAAGGCGAGUUUGUGGCUCCGCUUCCAGAAAUUCCAUUAUUGUUGCGUUUCUGUGAAAUCUCGCACUGGGGCUGGGCCUAAUCAACAGUUUUGACUGUACAUUGAGAGUAUUAUUUCUGUAUACAGUAUGUGAACAUUGUGUGUCUGUGUGUGUUUUUCUCUCUCUUGACUUUUAUGAUGGGUUUUAACCUGUGGAAAAUCAAACAAACAAAAAAAGGAAGAAGCUCACAAAGAAAAGACCAAAUAAAACGUAACACUCCUCCA